CGUAAUGUUUUGUUGUUAUUUUUUUUACCUAUCUGCGUGACUUUACCCGAAAGACCCAAAGAAUAUAAUAAAAUACUUAUUGUUCACAAGGUUUGCUUAUAACCCAAAGACCAUUCCCGUAACGAGUCUAUGGAUAAAAAUUGCGCACGAUGUUUUUUUUUAUAUCGAGCCAUCUUACACCCAGCUUCCCUAAAUCCAUAGCUUCAGUUACUAUUUAACAUUUCUUAAGGCCCACAGAGUGAUAAUGUUCUUUCACAGUUAUAAUAAGUGUGACAAUUUACUUCCUCCCAUGAAACAAAGAGUUAUGGAUUGUGUUUUAAUUCAAUUCAGUAAUCUUUUUUUUUUAUCUCAUUCGUGUUAUUGUCUUAUGUGAAGAUUUCUCUUGCCCCAUUAUCCUACAUUUUAAUACAAUUUUCAUGGAAUUUGUAUGCAACGUUAAAAAAAUAUAUCAAUUCUCACACGUAACAUUAGUCGCGCAUCUCCUUAGCGUGAAUGCCUGUUUGAAUAAGUGCAUCGUGAUAUGCUAAUUAUCUACGUACCAUAAGUGACGAUGUCAAACUUCAUUAAACAUGGUGGCUGGGUAGGUCAUACGUCAGAACGUUGAGCUGACACGACUGAGCUCCUGGGUUCGAGUCACCUGUGAUUAACCCGUAAUGUCAAGUCUAACUGUUUUUAUGGGCUUAGCCUGGUCACCAAUGGCUUCCCGAAAACCGCGGCAUGGAUACCGUGCAGGAGAAAUUUCGAAUGUGGGGUGGGGGGCGGAAGGUGAGCCCCACGUUGCGGCAACAAGACACGCCCGCACUGCAGGUGUGGGCACGCGAUCUCCGAGUAAGGGGGGCAUUGGUGGCAUUGGUUGUGUGUUUGGGGCUGGGCAAGGGGGCCGCCGGGACCGGCGCUCUUCACUGGAGACCACACUUCCCUCAGCGCUUUUUUGAGGAAGCGACGGUCACUGGCGCGACGCUCGCCAGGGGGGGCAUCUCAGGACACGGGAGGAGGGGAGAGAGAGAGAGAAAAAAUAACUCGCCGUUGCCCAAAAACGUGGCGCCCGCUCGCAGCCCUCGUGAUGGAUUAUAUUUGCCACGGAACUGGUCCACACGCCCCUUUGAUGUGACUUUUGCUCCACAAAAUAUCCGGCUAAACUGGACCGGAGGACAAAGAAGGAGACGCGCAGGCCAUUUUGCGUCGCGCCCGAUUGAGAAACGCCCACCACGAGCUUUUCCGAGAGGCCUCGUGGACAGCAGGACCCGUGGAUAAAUCAUCGGCGCAAUUACACUCGUCGGCGCUCCGUCGCCUGCUAACUGGCCGGGUCACGGAGGGGCCAUCCCACCCCAAUUACGCUCAAUUAGAUUGCGUCCCCUUCACCGCCACCGCGCCACUGAUGGGUACAGUUAAUCACCGCUGGUUUUUAUAAUUUAUGUUUCACUGAAGCAGGUGAGGGUCGUGCCGGACGUUUUAUCUCAUGCAGUGAAGCCUGCGAUGAAUCGCAGUGAAAACUAAAUACGAAUGUGAACAGAAGUGUAAGAUAAUGAAAUAUGUAAAGAUCUCUUUAUUUUACUGUACUUCCUUACGUACAUUGGCUGCAAGUCUGUUUGUUCACUGCCAGGGUUUGACAAACCACUCCAGCUCAGUGGUGAGUGCGCCGCGCUAAGAGCCCAACAGUCAGAAUUCAACGCCCGGCGAUGGCUAACAUCAGUGAUGAGUGAUGUCUAAAGGGACCUUUACCAACCCAGACUGAGCCGAAUGCUAUGGUCAAAUAAUUCCAUGGUCAAAUAAUCCCCAUGACCGAUACUGUGUGGGGAGGCCUUCAAUCCAGCAGUGGAUUGAUAAAGAGAUGUAAAUUAGAUUAUUAACUGUACACAUUUCCCGAGUUUGAAGGUAUCUUCUUUUGUUUGCAAGGCAGAGUUUGACAAACCGUUCUGCCAAUGCCAGUUCUACUAUACAUGUUUUGACAAUGUGGGCACUUUUUUUAAAUGUGGCACGCUGUUCCAAUCCCAAGUCGUGUUCUAACAGCAUUACAUCGCUUGGUGCAGAAACUGCAAACACGAGCAAAUAAUGUGAAUGCGAUGUGGCUUGGGCCCCGUAGACCUGCAGUUGGCCUUCACGAGCCGACGCGACGUUAAAAUGAAGUCAAUAAACGCAGAAAAUCGUGUACACGCAGUCACAACAUUAAAACCAAGAGCGCAUCUCUGCUUUUUCUCUGAUUGCACAACAGAAAUAAUAUUAUCGCUUUGGCCCAAGUGGCAUUUAUUGCAAAAUAAUUGCAUUUAUAUCUCCCGAUGAGGUCCCACGCUAGUAUAAGGGGCCUCUUGGAUUAUUUAUGUCGGGAGCAGAUGCAAUGGCUCUGGUUUGUAGGAUUUGGUUUGGCGAGAGCGUUUGUCGUUUAUCCGGCAUGGCGUGCGGUGCUGUUAAGUUAGGCGACGUGUGUACGGGCCCUGUGCAUGUACGGGAAAUUUCUAUUUCCACUUGGAUUGAGUUUUUUUUUUCUUUUUCAAAAACCCCAAUGAAAAAUGUUUUUUCGGAAGUUUCCAGCCCCGGUGGCGAAAUUUCAUAGCGGUGAAGUGGCCGACGCGGUCGCUCAGAAAGAAACCAGAAGCCAGCGGUGGCAGGUGCCUCAUUGUUCCACGUCCCACGUCCCACGCUGUCGCCCCACGUCCUCAACCCAUGCCUCUCACCACAACCCCCUCACCCCAUGUCACUCACCACAUACUCCUCACCCCAUGCCCCCCUCACCAUAUGAUCUCACCCCAUGCCCAUUACAGAGUGGUCCCACAUCCCAUGCACCCCCCUCACUCAGUGCCCCCUGUACCCGAUGGAAUGGGCCCCCCCACUGAGACCCAGUGGGAGAGAGCCGUGGGUUUCUUGAGCAACUCCGCGGGGGACCCGGGACCGGAUUUUCCAGCCGAGGUUUCCGGGGGGAAGCCAAGGCGCGUUGCGCAGCAGCAGCUGAGGGACGGGAGUUUUUGUGGCCACUGUUGGCGUGGCGCCAGACGCAUUCUGAAUUUAAAAAAGUUCUUAAAAUAGACGUAUUCCACAAUAGCGUCGUUUUGUGCGGAGCUUUUGUGCAUAAACGUGCACCGUGUGUAUGGAGCAUCACCGGGCCCAUUGCUUUACGGGCGCGAAGUUGCCGCAGUGAGAACCGUGCUUGGGAACUUUAUCACUUGACUUUACAGGGAUAAUUUGUUUAAACCAUUCAGUGGAGAGGCAAAAGUAAUUUUUUUCACUCAUCUUGGACAUUGCUUUCGGUAAGAUUGGACCACCCUCGGUGCCAAAGUUGCCAAUUCACUUCCGGCUUGUUCAUCUGCAGCGAAUGCAGCUUCGCCAUCUUUCCGUGGAAUCUCAAAUUGCGCAGACAAACAAGUUCCGUGCUGCGACCAAACAGCGCGCUUGAAUGCGUACAGCAACAAACUGCUUCUGACGAACCAAAAAAAGACAACAAGUUGGGGAAACCCAAAAAAAUGUCACACUCGGCAGAGGGCACCUGUGGUGCAAACCCUCGUUUCGUGCCAGUGUCGGUACAGUGAGCGGAACGGCGUAGUGGAAUAAUAAUAAAAAUAUGCCCGUGAUUGGUUGGUACGCGCCUCCCACCCCCCAACGGCAAUGCAGCCACGUAGGAAAGGGAAGAAAUUCUCGGGGCUCCCGGCGAGAGGGAACCUCCCGCUCUCCCGCCACUGUGCGGGCCGUGCGCAGGUUGCGCACUCGCUUGGAGCGCGGCCGGCGGACGAGAGAGAGCAGCGAAAGGGCGCGCUAGUUUUUUGUCAUGCCUUGGAUCAGUGAGGUUUUGCGUCGUGAGCGAUAUGUGACCCGAUAAGAAUUCGAAUUCGGCGGCGAGUCUCAAUUCAGCAGCAGCACCUCAAGAUGCCGGACAGCGGCAAGGGAGCGCGGGUUGCGGACAAAGCGAACACCAUCAAGGUGGAGGCGCCGAGCGAUGACGAGGAGCUGGAGCCGAGCGCCGGCAUGGCGGCGCCCGGCUCGCGACACGGGGGAGACGCGCGGUGGAGCGGCGCGCGGGAAGCAGCGGGAGGGGAGCACGGAGCCCUCGACGGAAUCGGUGGCGGUGAAACACCGGGGAGCGGCAAGUUGGCGUGCGACAUCUGCGGGCUGGUGUGCGUGGGGCCGAACGUGCUGCUGGUGCACAAGCGCAGCCACACGGGCGAGCGCCCGUUCCAGUGCGGGCAGUGCGGCGCGUCGUUCACGCAGAAGGGGAACCUGCUGCGCCACGUGAAGCUGCACUCGGGGGAGAAGCCGUUCAAGUGCCACAUGUGCAACUACGCGUGCCGCCGUCGCGACGCGCUCGCCGGCCAUCUCAAGACUCACGCGAUCGGGAAGCCCCACAAGUGUGCCUACUGCGGGCGCAGCUACAAGCAGCGCAGCUCCCUGGAGGAGCACAAGGAGCGCUGCCACGCGUACCUGCAGCACGCGGCGGUCAACGGCCCGCAUGCCGCACCACCAGACGCCGAGAGCCGCCCUGCGCAAGAAGGACGCGGAGCCGAGUCGGAGCAGGAGCUGGAGCGUGGCGGCGCCGCGCCUGCAGACCGCACUCCCGCCUCCAACCUGGGCAAGCGCAAAAGCUUCACGCCGCAAAAAUUCAUCGUCGAAAAGCACUGGCGGUCGAGCGGCGGCCCCGACGUGCGCAUCCCUGCCCCGCAGCCGUUCCCCAAGGAACAGGAGCUGGUGCCGCCGCUGAUCAUGUCCUACCUGGGCGCGAGCGGACUGGCGGGCGACCUGUCGCACGGCCCCUACGCCGGCAUGAUGUGCCAGCCGUACGGCCUGCCGUUACCGCUCCCUCCACGGUCCAACACUCCGAUCAACCGCGGCGGCGCUGUCGACGGACACGGCGGCAUCGCCGAGGGGCUGUGCUUCCCAACAAAAUCUUCGAGCCGCGCGGCCGCGGCGGCCGCCGCCGCCGCGGCCGCGUCGGCGGCGGCCGCUGACGCGUCCUCGCCUGACAACGGCGAAAACAACAACAACAACAACAGCGGCGGGGCCUUCAACAACAACAACAACAACAGCGGGCAGGAGUCGACGGACGAGGACGGCAGCCUGGCAGGUGACAGGAACGGCGUGCAGGAGAUGAAGGACGAGGAGGAGGGGGCCAAGCAGCAGCGCAGGCCCCAGCGGCGGCGCGACCGCGACGUGUUCCGCGUGUUCCGCCCGGACGGCACGUCGGUGCGCAGCUACCGCUGCACGCACUGCGAGGUGCUGUUCCUCGACCACGUCAUGUACACCAUCCACAUGGGCUGCCACGGCUACCGCGAGCCGCUCGAGUGCAACGUGUGCGGACACCUGAGCCGCGACCGCUACGAGUUCUCGUCGCACAUCGUGCGUGGGGAGCACUCGCGCUCGCUCGACUGACGGCGACGAAGACGGCGUGAGGGAGGAGGAGGUCGUUGGUGUUGUUGUCGUCUUUUUAUGUUGGUGAAGGAGUUUGUUAGGGACUGGCAAGAUGAGGUGGCGAGUGGAUGGACCGUGUGCAGGCCUGUUGGCGAGUAGAAUUUGAGGCAAGAAGUUUCCUUUUUACUGGAAUGAAAAAAAAAAUCCUGGUAGAUUGUAAUAUUCAGGUAACUGUUUUAUGUUGUUGCAGAUUGCUUAAAUCAACGCAAUGUCUCUGGUGGGUUUUUUACGUUUUAAUCGUUGUAUGGUACUUUCAUAUCAUUGGCCUGAGAGGCUUUUGUCGGGACUAUCCGUGCUCUUGCCUGUGGUGGUGCACAGGCGUCAUAGCUCGUUUCUGGAAAAGCGAGUGACCAACUUGGGUGCGCGCGUGCUGACAAUCUCAAAAAGCACAAUCCGUCCGCGCCCGUUGCGUUGCACAAUUGCCGUUGGCAGUUGUUGACCAUGAAGGUACGUCGACCAAAACAAAAGUUGAUUAUUCUUUAUUUUAGGAAUGCAUUUUCCAUUUGUAAGAGAAAAUAAUAUAUACUGAUUUGAUUGCUACUGUUCUUAGACGUUAAUGUGACGUCGUUCACCACUGUUUUUGUGUUGUGAUAUCGGUUAGGAGUUGCUGAUGCUGCAGGUGAGGAUGCAGUGCGAGCUAAAUGGUAAUGGAUAUUUGAAAAAAUCAUGCCAAAAAAGUCUAACGCCUAUGGGAUUGGGUUCACGUUAAAUAAGUUUGUUAGACCGAAUUAGUUACAUUUGACUCAAUUAGCGCUACUCAAAAAAUCCUGUAUAUUCAGCUCCUUAAAAUGAUCAAUUUACACUUAUUGGAUCCCUCUUCUGGUAUCUCACAAAAUGGUUUCUUGCGUCCGUACGUAUCUUAGGUGUUACUGCAAGUCGUAUUUUCCCUCCAAAAGUUGACAAUCACAAAACCCUUAUGGUGCUUCUGCGGUAACCGUAGAAUGAGCAACAUUUAAAGAAAAAUGCUGUUAUCACAAUAGUUGCACACAACCCUUCAGAAUAAUAACUGGUACAAAAGUGUAUUACCUAUCAGUAGGCUUAUAAUUAUCGUUGUUAUUUUCUUCUUCUGUUAAGCUGGGAUAUCAAAUUAUUUUAGAAAUCGAUUACUCUCCCCAUUUUGGUUUUAUAACUUCGGCUCAUGGGGAAACAAGUAUCCACGUGUACCUCUGGACGGGAGGUGAUUGGCGGGGCAUGGCGAAGGCCUCAUGGCCAUCAACCGCGUCACGCUGGCCGUGGCUUUUAGGGGGAUUCGUGCCUUUGGAAGGCAGGAUUUCGGGACUGGCUGACCUUUGUAAAAGGGCCUCUGUAAUCGACCACAAAAGAGAAUCUGAUUACAAUUUUUUUUUUAUCGAUAAAUCCGCUCGUCCCAGCUUAAAUUUUUUGCACGCGUUUCCUUCCACAUUCUCCUGCCUGAUUGCGUAGUCGGUGGACUCUGCCAGCAUUUGGGCCAAACUUAGAGGGCUUUUCUCAACCAAACCUGACUUGGACCUUGAGGAUGAUCACCUGGUAAUCAAGUACUGUAGUUUUUAGUGCCAGAAUUUUGUCUACCUGUUGAGCACCUUUUAUACUGUUAAGGCCUUCCUCCCUCGGGCCUCCUUUGGCCUCUGUGUAAGAGAGGUCCUCAGACGGACUUUGUGUGGACCAACUCGAGUCACCAUUCCGCUCACCGGCUGGACGGCACGUCAGGCAGAUUUGCUGCCACCAAACAAUAUUUGUCGUCUUAGUACGCACGAAUCCCAAAGUAAUUUGCUUGCGUACGAAGCAACCCAAAAGGCUAUUGUGUGCAGCACAUAGAAGAUUACGUUUGAUUGAUAUAAUGUAUAUAUUUUCUAUAUCAGUCCUUGACUAGUGGUGUUGCUAAGAAUAAGCAAACUAAGAAAAUGUUUACCCCCCCAAGUAGCUCAAGGGGCUUCAGGUUAAAAUAGAGGUGCACCAAAUAUCAGUUACAACUCAGAUCCUUAUCAAAUACAAUUAUUAAAAUGAUGCUAUUAAAAUAAUAGUAAUUAGUUUAUUUCCUUAAUGAUUUCAUGCAACUUGAAAAUAAGUACGUAAUGCCACUUGGUCAUUGUACAGUGUGCGUAGUCAAAGUGACGCACCCAGAAAAGGCUUUGCUGAGUACCCUAGCACCACGAUCGCCCCUGACCCAGGACUUGAUUCCCACAUAACCAGAACGCAGCAAUAGCACUGGUGGCGAACAGUGCCUUAAAUCUGCGCCGUCGCAACCCGCGAUUAUAUAGUUCGCUCGCACUGUUGGGCUACAACUACUGGUUACAUUCCUAAAGCCCCCUGUACAUCGGCAGUUUCCACAUCGUUAAUUUAUAAUCGCUGUUGCGGUGGUUGUCGAUUGUUUAAAAUAAGGAGAAUAGUUUGUGCAGUUAAAAAAAUCACCAGAAGUGCUGUUACUGGGCAGUCGCGAUGUACGCGAUUGGCUCAGGGUGGUUCAGGAAGUUGCCUUUCUAUUCCAGUCGGCCACCAAGCUGGCCACACAGCCAGCAAUGUAGCUCGCUGUCCUGUCAGUCGCACAGCUGCCCACACAGUUGGCCAGUCAGCUGUUUUCCCCAUGGGCCACACAGCUUUUGCCCCAUGGGCCACACAGCUGGCUGUCCCAUGGGCCACCAGAAGCGCAGAAUGAGUCUGUCUGGGCUCCCUAAACACACAGUGACUCCUCGGGAAGAUACAAGGGUGUCUUGUAAUAUAACUUCGUUAUUUAAAAUUUAAACUAAAGGUGUGAAGUGUACAAACCAUUCCAUUAGGGAACAAAAGUAUAUAAAAUGUAAAAAAAAACUUUUUUUGGACAUUUUUUUGGAUUUAAAUGUGUAAACCGCAUUUCUGGUUGGUGGUUGUUUGUAAACAGCAUUAAUAUAUGAUUUGGGAAAGGGGUGUGAAUUAUUUAGAGCGGGUAUGGUUUCAGACCAUUUUAUUUUUAAACGGUUAGCCUUUAAAUAUCUCAUGUUAUGUUUUUUUUUUACAUUUUUGUAUACUCGUUGCCUUAUCUCCGCGACAGAAGAAGAAACGCUUUUCACAGAGCGUCAUUACUGGUCGAACGGGUGCCGCAGGUGAAUGUGUGUGUGCACGAGCACGCCUCGCGUACAAACACGCAGGCGUCGUUUGAAGGGCUACUACGUAAUGCACUGUGUACCCUGCGUCAUGAUUACCUCUGAGUUCCUCCACGAAAUAACCCACGAUGCCUCAACAAGGAGGAGGAGGAACAUCCACACCUGCUCAGCACACUCAGGGAAGAGCGUGGUUCCGCUGUGACGUCUGCCCCCCUCCCUCCCUCCUCCCCGUGGCCUGGGAGAUUGAAGUCUGGCAGGAAACAAACAAAAACAGAAAACACACAAACCCACGGUUGUUGAAAGCGAACGAAAACCGCCGCUCACGUUUUUAGAGCGAGGCGGACAGCUUGCGACCCCGCUGCUCACACGGGGACAGUUAUGUGUGUGUGUGCGUCUUGGCGUUCUGCUGAGAGAUUGAGGCCUUGAUAACGUGAGCGGAGAGAGAGAAGACCGCGCCCGUGUUUCACUCUCACGGCGGGCGAAAGGUCUCACUGGCGGAGGUCACCUCUCGAUGCAGUUGAUCGGGUUAUAUAAUGACUUAAAGCUUUCGUGACUGCAGGAAUUCAUACUCUUUGGGUCUUUCGGUAAAGUCACGUUACGUGACUUUACCGAAAGACCCAAAGAGUAUUGAUCGGGUUGUUUUUAUAAAUUUGUGUUGGAAGCAACAAACGUAGGAGUGGGGUUUUCUGUUGUUGGAACUGUUGUCCUUGACCUUUAACAUAUUCACAGGUUAUAGAAUAAGAGGUAUAAUCAAAAGAGGCCCAUUUUAUUUAAAGCGCUGUACAUAACACGCAUUUUAAUGCAAACACUCAAACCCGGGGGUUUAACACGGAACGCAAAGUUUAUUUAAUAUAUUCACCAAAAAAACUCAAACGUAUAAAAUAAUGUGGUCUUAAAAAAAUUGUACCUGCCUUAUAACAAUUGUGAUUUUGAAAGGAAUGUGGAUUUUAAACAUAUGGCACUUAAUUCAAAUGUUACCAAAAAAUCCCCCAAAACACUUACAAGCACUUACUCUGGGCCUUGGACCAUUUGAGUCGUUGAACCUGCUUAAUGAGUAUUUAGUAACCGUCGUUAAUCUUUGCAUAUUUACCGGAGACACAAAUCUGUGCCAUCAAACGUGGCUGGGAGCCUACAAUCGCUGGCCCGUCUUGGGUGCCUCUCCGUAUCGGAACCGAUGCCAUGGUCACCGUACCCCGUGACCUUCACUCCGCGAUUCCUUCUCCCACGUCGAGGGCUCUGUCUACCGGAUUGACAGUUUCGUCUCAUGCGUACUGCGUUCAACCAAAGUUCGUACAAUCUUGCUGAAUUCGAGAACCGUAUUAACUCUGAUCUAUUCGAUCUUCAGAAAUGCUGUUUGGGCCUUUGAGCCUGUGCGCAGCAACCUUGAUAAACAAAAAAACGUCGCUCUCAACAUGAAGCAGGUUCCGUCUUCGCCGUGUCACUCACGGCGAUUCACUCUUCUGGCGGGGUGGGGGGCGGGGGGAAGAGAAACCCACAAAUUUUAUUUCGAAUUAAGUUUUUUUUAAUCGUAAAUAAAUGCUAAAAUGUGAAAGGAAUUACCGUACUUUGCUUUUGCGACACUUUAAAAGGCGCAGGCCUCCCUUACUUGUCGUGGGGGUGCGCGACGUGGCAGUGCGGACGCGGCGGUGGUGGUGGCGGCGGUGGUGGUGGUGGCGGUGGUGGUGGUGGUGCGCUGCUUCCGAGCCGCGCAGCAGUAGCUCCUCGCGUCCCAACGCCGCCGGCUGAAGCGUCGCGUCCCAAAUCCAUAGACGCACUCCUUGCCACCGACUCGGUUUUGUUCUUUUUUUGUGGAGUAAAUCAAAUACUGUUGUCACUCAUAAUUUAGUUUGUUUUACUUGCGCAUCCGUGAUGUCAUCACGGUAAAUAAUGUCGAAUCAUUUUUGUUUUAUCCCAAUGCUCUGAGACAAAGCUACAUUUUGUAAAUUCGUCGUUGGCUCCUUUAUCGCACAUUCUGCUGGUCACGACUACCAGCUGAAGGAAGAGAUAUACAACUACAAUCAACAUUGGAAUAGAUUGUGGGCACCCUGUGGCUGAUUGACUAUUACACAGUAUAUAACUGUAUUAUAUACUUACAUUGCUUAUUUUAAGUAAAUACUGGCCAAAGUCCAAAUAGAGGUGUCUGCUUUUUUUUGUAAUUUAAAGAAAGUUGAUAGUGCAAUAAUUCAUUGAUGAGAGAAUGUGUUACUAACUGUAUACCUUAUAAUAUAAUUGGAGAUUUUUUUGUGGGUUUUAUUCGCUAAGGCUUAAACCUUUUACUUUGUAUUUAAGUGAACAUCGUCCGACUGGGAGACAUCAUCUGUAUAUAUUGGGUAAUCAAGGGAAUUAAGCCAAAGAGUUUUCUCUGGCAAAAACAGGCUCGCAAUAAAAACCACGGUUUUACAAAAAA
This is a messenger RNA of Petromyzon marinus (sea lamprey), 10854 nucleotides long. Its product is annotated as zinc finger protein Helios-like. The record is from RefSeq and is a predicted model, not a curated record. Gene Ontology annotation, molecular function: DNA-binding transcription factor activity; RNA polymerase II cis-regulatory region sequence-specific DNA binding. NCBI's taxonomy places the organism in Eukaryota, Metazoa, Chordata, Hyperoartia, Petromyzontiformes, Petromyzontidae. Gene Ontology annotation, biological process: regulation of transcription by RNA polymerase II.